Tripterygium wilfordii is the source of this 3214-nucleotide messenger RNA. Its product is annotated as serine carboxypeptidase-like 45. NCBI's taxonomy places the organism in Eukaryota, Viridiplantae, Streptophyta, Magnoliopsida, Celastrales, Celastraceae. Gene Ontology annotation, biological process: proteolysis. The record is from RefSeq and is a predicted model, not a curated record. Bases 94 to 1488 code for a protein of 464 amino acids. The transcript is spliced from 10 exons. Gene Ontology annotation, cellular component: vacuole. Gene Ontology annotation, molecular function: serine-type carboxypeptidase activity.
UAGCAACAUCAUCUCUUAAGCUUUCUUCCACUUUUAACUCUCUUUUUUCACACUCUCUGCUUUGGGCUUUUUGCUCUCUUGUGUACUGAAACCAUGGCUUAUCUACUACCAUGGAAAAUGGUGGCAUUGGUUGUGGGUUUGUUUCUGCUAUGCUUUUCAGCUGAAGGAGAGUCCAACUUUUCCAACUUUGACAGGAUUCUCAGGCUACCGGGUCAACCAUGGGUAGGGUUCCAGCAGUAUUCGGGUUAUGUAACUGUUGAUGAGAAGAAAGAAAGAGCCCUUUUUUAUUACUUUGCAGAAGCAGAAAUAGAUGCAGCUUCCAAGCCUCUUGUUCUCUGGCUUAAUGGAGGACCAGGUUGUUCUUCUUUGGGAGUUGGAGCAUUUUCUGAGAAUGGUCCAUUUAGGCCAAAAGGAGCUUUGCUGGUUAGUAACCAAUAUAGCUGGAAUAGUGAAGCUAAUAUGUUGUAUCUGGAGACACCAAUUGGAGUUGGGUUCUCUUAUUCUUCUGAUACCUCCUCUUAUGAAGGCGUAAAUGACAAAAUCACUGCCAAAGACAACCUGGUGUUCUUGCAAAACUGGUUUCUCAAAUUCCCACAAUACAGAAACAGAAGUUUGUACAUUACAGGAGAAAGCUAUGCUGGUCACUACAUACCCCAACUGGCAGAUCUCAUUCUUCAAAUCAACAAGAAAGAAAAUUUCUUCAACCUGAAAGGCAUUGCUUUGGGAAACCCAGUUCUAGAAUUUGCUACUGACUUAAAUUCAAGGGCAGAGUUCUUCUGGUCUCACGGACUAAUAUCAGAUUCAACCUACAAAAUGUUCACUUCAGCUUGUAACUAUUCCCGCUAUGUAAGCGAGUAUUACAGAGACAAUGUCUCUUCUGCAUGUUCAAGAGUGAUGAGCCUAGUGACUAAAGAAACCAGCAGAUUUGUUGACAAGUAUGAUGUUACCCUUGACGUCUGUAUACCAUCUGUUCUUUCACAAUCCAAAGUCUUCAGUCCUCAUCAAGUUGGAGAGACAAUAGAUGUAUGUGUGGAGGAUGAAACAGUCAAGUACCUGAACAGGCUGGAUGUGCAGAAAGCUCUUCAUGCCCGUCUUGUCGGAGUCCGUCAAUGGGCGGUUUGCAGCGAAAUCCUAGAUUAUGAGCUGCUUGACCUGGAGAUACCAACAAUCACAGUUGUGGGUAGACUGCUAAAGGCAGGAAUUCCAGUUUUGGUGUACAGUGGAGAUCAAGACUCAGUAAUCCCAUUGACCGGAAGUCGAAAGUUAGUUCACAUUCUAGCAGAAGAAUUAAGAUUGAAUACCACAGUGCCUUACAGGGUUUGGUUUGAAGGACAGCAGGUUGGUGGUUGGACUCAAGUUUAUGGUAACAUUCUAUCCUUUGCCACUAUAAGGGGAGCAUCACAUGAAGCUCCAUUUUCACAACCUGAAAGAUCGCUCGGGCUGUUCAGGUCUUUUCUACAAGGCAGGCCUCUGCCAGAAGCAUUCUGACCAGUUCGUCAUUGAGAAUGCAGAUUCCAACUGUAAGUAAAGCUCAGUUAUUGUUGUUAAAGAACGGCACAUAAUCAUGAGAGAGAAUUGCGAUGGAUUGUUUGUUCUUUCAGGUUUGUCCAUGCUAAUGGAGUGUAGAAAAUUUUUGUAAAAAUCUCAAGAAACAAUGCAAAAGAGCAUGAAUACUUGUAGAUGUUGCUUCUAUGAUUCACUGAAAUCCCUAGCUUGUGAAAGCAUAUUAUGAAGGAACUUAAUCAACUUGUUAUAGCAAAAUAAAAGAAGGCAAAUAUUAUCAACAAGUUCUUACGGUGUUUCAAGAGCAGUUAGUAAUUACUCUACCAGAGCUUCAACCGUCAUUUUUACGCAACUGAACUGCAAAGCUAGUAUAAGCCUUGAUAACAUCAGGGAUAUGCUGAGGUCUCUUCCAUCAUCUCCACUUGUUGUAGAGCCCAUGUUCUUGCAAUAAGGGUUUUCCAGAGAUCAAUGGCUAUCGAUUUCUGGCCCAACAAUGGACAUAAUACCUUCGCUGGCUGAAUUGUGCGGACCCUGCACCACAAUUUUAUGAAAGUAUUUCAGACUCUUGAAUCAGGCAUCAUCAUGAAAAUAUUAGAAUCUUAGGAUUGUUAUUGUCAUCAAACAAAAUCAUCAUCGCAGAAAUAGAAGAAAAGGAAAGAAAGUCACUUGCAAUCAAUUUGGAAAGAGUAUUUCAAAAGAUUGGGAUUAUAAUAUGUACGGCCACUGCAAGCAUACGAAAGGAGAAGUUAGUUAUAGCAUCAGAGCAUGAAGUGAACUGGAGACAAGACUUCAGAAAAAGACUGGAUGGAAAUGUACCUAAAACUUGGAAGUGACAUUUUGAUUUGCGAACCCAUCCAUUUGUUUGAUUUCAACCCAGGAACUAGCUCGUGACCAGAAUAAGGAUAUAACAUAAAUCAAUUAGAAAUGUGAUGGUAAAAUGGGAGAAAAUUCGUUGAACCAAAAGACAAAGAAACCAGAAUCCCUUCCUUAUUUCAGGAUCAAGUAUACUGGUAUAUUAUGUUUGUACUGCAAAGAUAAAAGACACAUUCAAUCUAGCGCAAAUAAACAACAAAAGAUAAUCUCUGUAUAAUUUAUAUAGGAUUUAAUAAAAACUCAGAAGAAGCAUACAUAAGAGCACAUUUUUGAUAAUCUAAAACGGGUCUGCUCACGAAGCUUCACCUUUUCCCAUUCAAGGUUUUGUACUUUUUCAUAUCCAAAUUAUGGGAUAGGCACCACUAAACAAAUUAGGAUGCAUCACCUCGACUAUGACUAGCAGAAAUGGACCAGUCGCUCAUCCACUUAGAGACCAUAAUCUGAAGAGUCUCCAAAUCUUGUUAACCAGUCACACGAGACAUCUAUGUCCAGGGUUGGCGAGCACACCAAUGACUGAUACUACUCACAUUUCCAAAGUUUCUCCAAUCAUAUGAAUCAUUAUCUUAUCAACUGUUGUAUACACUCUUGGAUUGACAUCAUACUUUCUGAAUAAAUGUCUAACCUCUCCAAUAACAGAAUAAAUGUCUACAUUGCAUUCCAUAGCAGAAGAUAUGUGUUGAGGAUGACUUAGACAUGACUAUGAACUCCUGAAGAGAUGCAGAAUUCCAACCUUCACCACCAUAAAGGACCAGUGACUCUGUCGUCCUGCCAUAUUGUAAUGUUGUGGAUAACUUUUAUUCCUCGGCUUUAACCGAAAUUUUGUGUGGAAUUUAUACAA